UCCGACAGUUAGUCCAGAAUCAGACGCAGACGCAGACUCGGACCCGGACUCGAUCUGCGACUCGUCAGAGUCGCCAGACCGGGAUAAGGAGGACGACGAGUCGUGCUGGGUCGUCUCAUGUUCACAUUCAUGUCCAUGUUCAUCUUCACGGGUUGGACGGCGGAGUGGGGAAGGUUGAUGUCGUUGUCAGUGGGCUCAACUUCGGAGGAAAGGAUGUUAGCGACAUCGAUGUCAGCGGAUCAGGGUCAGGAUGAUGCACAAGGCCUAGAUCCGACUCUCACGCUGGCAGUGCAUCUGGUACGGAAAGGAUUCAUCGGAAGGAAGUUGACGAUGAUGAUGACCAGCAGCAAGGACGAUCUAGACGAUGAGAUCUAUGCCAACCAGUCGUCCGAUUCGGGUAGUUUCUUUGGUGGUCCUUAG
Filobasidium floriforme is the source of this 420-nucleotide messenger RNA. RefSeq lists its product as uncharacterized. NCBI's taxonomy places the organism in Eukaryota, Fungi, Basidiomycota, Tremellomycetes, Filobasidiales, Filobasidiaceae. The coding region runs from base 118 to 420 and encodes 100 amino acids. The transcript has a single exon. The record is from RefSeq and is a predicted model, not a curated record.